AGAUGUCUCAAUUGACAACAAUUUCUGAGAUAAAACAAGAGGAGGACGUCAAGGUCAAACAAGAGGAUGAAGAGAUGGGUAAUACGAAUCCUGUUGAGGUCAAACAGGAGCAGUCACGUUCACAAUUUUGGCAACCACAGAUGCAGCAUCAACCAUCGCUGCCAAUUCAACAGGGUGACCGACGCCCACCAAAGCGUAAGGCGUCUUACAUAAAGUGGGAAAAUCGUGAUCGAGAUCCACAAGAUAGGGAGUCGGUGAGAGGUGAUAGGGGUCGAAAUCAAGAUAGGCGCGGUGGCAGACAACAAUCCCGGAAUAGAGGUGUUGGUCGAGAUUGGGCUGAUCGCGAAGAAGGUGAAUGGGUAGAUAUCGAUUUUGGUGCGCUUUCAACAGGUUUUAACCGUGGUGACAAUCCACCUUUGAGAAAGCAAUCAAGAAUCGA
This is a messenger RNA of Acaulospora morrowiae, 439 nucleotides long. NCBI's taxonomy places the organism in Eukaryota, Fungi, Glomeromycota, Glomeromycetes, Diversisporales, Acaulosporaceae. The record is from the annotation of a GenBank genome assembly.